Messenger RNA from Babesia bigemina, 1176 nucleotides. RefSeq names its product mitochondrial inner membrane translocase subunit TIM44, putative. Gene Ontology annotation, cellular component: mitochondrial inner membrane. Bases 1 to 1176 code for a protein of 391 amino acids. The transcript is spliced from 8 exons. The record is from RefSeq and is a predicted model, not a curated record. Gene Ontology annotation, biological process: protein import into mitochondrial matrix. Lineage: Eukaryota; Apicomplexa; Aconoidasida; Piroplasmida; Babesiidae. Gene Ontology annotation, molecular function: protein-folding chaperone binding.
AUGAGGUCAGAUAGAUUGGCCAGUUUCGUAGCAACCGGCAUACACCGCAGCUACGCCGCCCUGCGCGGCCUUCCGCGCUCGUACCAUCGCAAUUCGCAACCAGCACAUGCUUAUACGGCAACGCAUGGCAGCAGAAGAUUUAACUCUGAUUCAUUUGUGCAAUCAGUUAUAAACCAGGUCAAGCGUGACCUGGAGAAAGACGAGAAACUACAGGAAGCCAUAAAAUCACUGGAAAAAUCCAAAAUCACACAGAAAGUGAACCGUUUUGGGGAAAUUCUAAAUAGAUCUAAGGAUAUAUGUGGACAUUACGUAAGCAGAGUUUCUGAAACUAGCAGCAAAUCGAGAGCAAUUCAGCUCGCCAUAACCUCAGCGAAAAAUGUUGUUUGUGGUAUUAACAAAGUGGCGGAGAUGAUCCACGAUGAAGAAAGGGAGGUAAAGGAACUACGGGCCAAGUGGAAACAAAGGGUUGUCAACCAAAGACAAAAAAUGGACAUAAACAACGCUCAAGAAGGAUCGUUAGGGUUGCAUGAUGGUCGAAAACCAGAUGAUACAACAACAAAUCGCAUAGAGGAUGCACUUGUAUUGUCUAAGGAGUCUGCAUGGGAACGCUUUGGGAGCCGCCUCCGCGACAUGCCUUUCCUCGCAAAUUUCUUUGAAAAUCCGUUGUUUGAGCAGCUAUUCGGAAAGUCAACUUUAGCUACAGCCAUCAGAGAUAUGAAGCAACUAGACCCUUGCUUUAGCAUUCCAGAACUCAUGGAACUCGUGGAGCAUGUCGUUGCACCGCAUAUAGUUCAAUGCUACCUCACUGGCGAUGUUGAGUCUCUUAAAAUGCAUUGUGGAGAUGUUGCCUUCAACGUGCUAAGCGCCUCCAUACGGGAGAGAUCACUUCAAAAACUGGAACUUGAUCAUAACAUCCUUAUAUUGAAGGAUGUGGAACUUAAGGGUGGCAUUACCAUGCCUGGCAGUGACCCGUGGUUCAUUUUCAAUUUCACUACACAACAAAUCAACUGUCUUCGAGAUUAUCAUGGAAACGUAGUUGCAGGUGAAGUUGACGAUAUUAGGGAAGUUGUGUAUUCAAUGGCGCUGUCGAGGCACCCAGACUUGUCGCAAGACGCUCUAGAAUAUCCAUACAUGGUGCACGAAAUGGCGAUCGUUGGCAACAGGCCGUGCUGGUAG